CAGAUUCGUGAACUUCAUCACAGUCUCAAUUUGACUCGCAGAACAAAACCAGAAACAACCCACUUUUCCAAAACGAACUUGCCCACCAUGGCCGAUCACCACCACAACCACCACCACCACCACCACCACCGGCCUCUCCGCCUCGCCGUUCCUCAGCGCUCGGCGACCCCAACCACUUUUCCGGCUACGCCCACCACAUCCAGAGCUUACCCUGUAUUUCCCUAUGCGUCGUCUUCCACUCCCACCGCAUCUGCGACCCCAUCCAAACAUCGCCUAUCCUCUUUCAAUUCCAAGCCUUUCAACUAUAACGCCAACAACAACAAAUCCUCUCUUUCUUUUCUCUUCCUUUUGCUUUUCUCUCUCCGUUCACUUUAUUCCCUCCUUCCUUUCCUCCGUUCGUCUCCUUCUUUCUCUCUAUUCCCUUUCUCGUUCCUCGUCUCUCUUCUCUCAUUCUUGCUCACUCUGUUUGUCUCUCUAUUUACCUCGCGGUCUUUGUCAUCAUCCUCUAAAGACCCUUUUCAGCAUAAGCAAAAGCAACCCAUCUUCUCUCUUUCCUUGAUCACGAAGUCCCAGCACAGAGUCUUGGUCGCUAGAUCGAUUCUUCUCGCUGUGGUGUUUCUCCUCCGGUUCCAAGCUCUUCGGUACUGCGGCACAGCCGCUAUGAUUCUCGCUGAAUUGUCUGGGAACGUCGCGGCACGGUUCGUAGCCGAGGGACGGAAUCGAAAUUUGAAUUUUGGUGAUCGGUCCUCUAAGGUUCGUGGGUUUCUCGCUCUGUUUUUUGGGUUGUUUUUGUUAUCUAUGAGUUGGGAUCGUAUUGAAUGCUUUCCGUUUUCUGCUAAGUUUGUUGAUAAAUUGGGGUUGUCUUUGUUUCCUGGAGAGAAUUGUGUGAGAAUUUGGUCAAUGUUGCUUCCCUUUCUUUCUGGGUUUUUGGGGUGCUACGAGCGCGUUUCAAUGAACUGGAGGACAAUUGGGGAACUGGGCCGGAAACGCACUCGACUAAUUUCCUUGUUUUUCACUACAGUUGUGCUUUUCUUUCCAGCAGUUAUUAGUAUAUUAAUGUUUGAAGGUGAAGGGGAUAGCGUCUCUGUAGGAAACUUGGCUUGGCCUCUGGCCAACACUGUUGUUUUUGGAGUCCUAUUGACUGAAAACUUCAGUGAUGAGAAGUUAGUGACUUCUAAAGAUUUCCGGAGGGAGUUUUUGGUCACGUUUGUUUGUACUCUUGUGUUAGAGUUGUUCUAUUAUCCUGAGCUAUCACUUUGGGGUCUAUUGAUAUGUGGUUUGUUGUUAUUUGUUGCUGUUCGGGAAUUAGAUCCUUUUUAUUCAACUUAUAUUGAAUUAGGGUUGGAGUCGCCAGAGUCAGUGAGUAGCUUCAUUAUGAAGCCUCUGAGGCACAUUUUGAGUGAGAGGAAAUCCAGGAAGAUUGCUCUUUUCCUUAUGAUCAACACUGGAUACAUGAUUGUGGAAUUUGUUGCUGGGUUCAUGUGCAAUAGUUUAGGGUUGAUAUCGGAUGCUUGUCACAUGUUGUUUGAUUGUGCUGCUUUAGCAAUUGGUCUAUAUGCUUCAUACAUAUCACGAUUGCCUGCAAAUAAUCAGUUUAAUUAUGGUCGUGGGAGAUUUGAGGUUCUCUCAGGAUAUGUCAAUGCGGUUUUCUUGGUUCUGGUUGGAUCACUAAUAGUGUUAGAAUCCUUGGAAAGGAUUUUGGAUCCUCAGGACAUAUCAACUAACAGCCUGUUAACUGUUUCAAUUGGAGGACUUCUUGUUAACAUUGUUGGUUUGAUCUUCUUCCAUGAGGAGCAUCACCAUGCCCAUGGUGGAUCAGGAUCAUGCUCCCAUAACCAUUCCCAUUCCCAUGCCCACACCCACCAUCACCAACAUGUACAUGACCACAUUCAACAUGAUCGAGACAAUGGGGAAAAGCAUGAGCAGCUUAUCUCCAUUUCUCAUGGAGUCUGUGGAAAACAAUGUUCAGGCCAUGAACACAAUCACUCUACUCCCUGUGGCAAAUCCAAUGAUUGUAAAAAUGAUCACCAGUUUGGGAACAACGAGUGCCAUGAUCACCACCAGCAUGACCAUCUUGAGCAAGACCACCAAUGCAACCACCAAAACCAUGCAUGCGAACAUGACCAUCAUAGACAGGACCAUAAACAUCACCAUGACCACCACCAUGACCACCACCAUAACCAUGACCAUGACCAUGACCAUGACCAUGACCAUGACCACCAUCAUAACCAUGACCAUGACCAUGACCACCACCAUAACCAUGACCAUGACAACCAUCAUAACCAUGACCAUGACCAUGACCAUGUUCAAGAAGGAGGUUUGCAUUCUAAUAGUCAUGCUUCCUUGGGAAACAGUGAAUCCCAGCAAAAAAUUCUGGUAUUGAAUGGCAAAGAAUCACAUAAGCAUCAGCAUCAUCACAUUGACCAUAAUAUGCAAGGUAUAUUCUUGCAUGUUCUGGCUGACACAAUGGGAAGUGUUGGAGUUGUUAUAUCAACCCUCUUAAUCAAGUAUAAGGGGUGGCUUAUUGCUGAUCCUGCCUGCUCAAUAUUUAUUUCUGUCUUAAUUGUAGCUUCUGUUAUCCCAUUGCUUAGAAACUCGGCUGAAAUUUUGCUCCAAAGAGUUCCUAGAGCAUAUGAGCAUGAUUUGAGAAAAGCUCUAAAUGAUGUUAGGAAGAUGAAGGGGGUUUGCGGCAUUCAGAACUUGCAUGUAUGGAGUUUCACUAACACAGAUGUGGUGGGAACACUUCAUCUUCAUGUCUCAACUGAAACCGACAAGGGUUUAACAAAGGCACAAGUGUCUCACAUCUUACACGAUGCCGGAAUCAAGGAUUUAACAUUGCAGGUUGAAUGUGUUGGGCAAUGAGCUUCAUGGAUUUUUUGACUCGGUUUUCUAUCACCUCUGGAUGGUAUUCAAGGAAAGAAAGGUGCGUGUUAUUUCAGGACUAGAUGGUGAUGUUCUGAAAAUCAGCUUCUGUGCUGCUUCUUGUCGGGGUAAACUUAAGUUUAAUUGCAUAUAUUUCAAAGAGUUGAGAUGGUAGAUGCACAUAUUUGCUGGUGUUAAAGAUGAGCAUCUAUCUUUCCCUUCAUGGAGGAUGAAGGUUUUCUCUUUGGAUCAGUCGGUCACCAUCCCAACACAUAACGAAGUAGCUUAUCUGGUUCUAUGUAUAAUUGUGAAGACAUGCAUGUAAAUGAACAUAUUCACUGGGCAUUUAUUUAUUUGGGGAUUUAUUUUAUGUUAUUA
Ziziphus jujuba (common jujube) is the source of this 3240-nucleotide messenger RNA. RefSeq lists its product as uncharacterized. Gene Ontology annotation, biological process: zinc ion transport; transmembrane transport; intracellular zinc ion homeostasis. NCBI's taxonomy places the organism in Eukaryota, Viridiplantae, Streptophyta, Magnoliopsida, Rosales, Rhamnaceae. Gene Ontology annotation, cellular component: membrane; Golgi apparatus. The transcript has a single exon. Bases 88 to 2862 code for a protein of 924 amino acids. The record is from RefSeq and is a predicted model, not a curated record. Gene Ontology annotation, molecular function: zinc ion transmembrane transporter activity.